Molecule: messenger RNA, 915 nt
Organism: Trematosphaeria pertusa
Lineage: Eukaryota; Fungi; Ascomycota; Dothideomycetes; Pleosporales; Trematosphaeriaceae
Exons: 2
Coding region: 225-740 (171 amino acids)
Source: RefSeq, a predicted model, not a curated record
AAACGAAUCCCGAAUCCCUCGCGAGGACGUGCCGUCGUACCCGCAACCUCCUACCCGAUGUCAGUACGACGGUCCUCCAAGCCUUAAUGCGACCUCGCCAGCGCCAAAACAGCACUCAGCAUAUUCUAGAGCAUUGCGCACUCCGCCGUGGCGUCGACGUGACCAAGUGCAGGCGGUGACGGUUCUACGCCAGCGUUGCGAAAAUCCUUUACGGCGUUUGCGACAUGGCGGCUUUGUCCAUGUGCCUCAAGUGUGCAGGCAAAACUGCGUCCCGUGUGCGAUCGAACAGCAAGGUAUUCUCUAGCCAGAACCAGCAUCCUCCCCCCAAUUUGAACUUGCGCCUGCGUGAAGACACAGCAGUGAAAGAGGUAGAAAAGCUUCAACAAACCACAACCAAGACAUCUCAUACACAAACAACCGUGCCUCCCCACUCACAUAACCUCAUCCCUGCAACCCCUCCCCUCAGGUCCUCUGACACCCACAACUCGCAUUCCGAUCUCCCCUCACAGGACAACAAAACUCAGAUCCGCGGCACAGCCCCCAACGACGCCAUGCAGGUCACCGACCUCAUCACCUCCAAAGUCUUCACAGCAUGCAUUGCCUCAGUCUUCUUCACCGUGUGCAUCCACCUUCUCUGCCGGGGCCCCGACGGUGCACCCCAGAAACCCCCGUCCCUCGCUGUCGUUGCUCGUCGUUGCGGUGCUGUACGUGGCGUUCCUGAAGAUGUUUCUUCUCGAUGAGGUCAACACGAUCUGGCGCUUGGUGUGUGUGUGUCCUCUACCGAGAUUUGGCGGGGUGUUUCCGCGCUGGUAGGUACGGAGGGAGCGGGAGCUAUUGGUGCCGGGGGGUAGAAGCUGCGGGUUCGGAGAGGCGCGGGAAAGCGGAGGGACGGACGUAGCAUUCUUGCUCUGUGAC